GGGAAAAGUAAAUUGUUAACCAAAUAGACUUUUCAUUUCAUUUCAAUAAAAUUUUCCAUGAUUUAUGUACAAUCAUCCUUGGCCAGCUGCACAUGUAAUCCGAUUCCAAGAUGGCUCUCUGUUUUUUCAGUAGAAUCCUCUGCUUCCUGCUUCACUCUGCCCCCUUUCUUAGUUUAACUGUUGGGGCAGUUUAUGAUCACAUACUUUUCCCAAAUCAAACACUUGUUAUUGGGCAGACUCUGGUUUCUCAAAACCAUGUUUUUGAAAUGGGAUUUUUCUCACCUGGGAAGUCCUCAAAUAGAUUCUUGGGAAUAUGGUACAAGAGCACACCAGAUGUUGUAGCCUGGGUUGCAAAUAGAAACCAUCCCAUCACUGCCCACCAAGCAGCAUCUUUUAUGAUAUCUGGAAAUAGAAGUCUUGUUAUAAGCAGUGCCAAAAGCAUUAUCUGGUCAGUGAAUUCAUCAAGGACAUCAACAAACAUAAAUCCAGUUUUACAGCUGCUGGAUUCUGGAAACUUGGUUCUUGUAGAUAACAUGGUGGAAGAAGGCUACCUAUGGCAAAGUUUUGAUUAUCCAACUGAUACCUGCUUGCAGGGGAUGCAAUUUACCGAUGGUGCAGAUUCGGGUGUGGAGAAAUAUUUGAGAUCGUGGAGGAAUGCCGACGACCCUUCUCCUGGAGAUUACAUAUUGAGGAUCGAAAACAAGGGCUUGCCUGACUUGGUAACGCUGAGAGGGACAACUAAGAGAUAUCGGCUGGGUAAAUGGAACGGUUUAUUUUUUGGCGGUGGUCCACGCUUUCCUAAUGCCAUGUACAAUGUUCUUGUGGUUUUCAAACAAGAUAGGAUGAUAUCUGCAAAAGAGCUCGAUGACAGCCCGGCUGUCACAAGAAUAACUCUGGAUCCAUCUGGUACAAUGACACGCCAUACGCUCAAUGCUCAGAGACACAAAUGGAAUCGUGCCUUUACAGUUCCUCAAGAUACAUGCGACGAAUAUGGUAUAUGUGGUCCUAAUGGAAUCUGCAAAUCCAGAACUAACAGCCCAAUUAGAUGUCAGUGUUUCAAGGGAUUUGCUCCUAAGUUUCAAAGUUACUGGGACCUUCAGGAUUGGUCGGGUGGUUGCACUAGAAUUAAGCCGUUGAAUUGCUACGGUGGAGAUGGAUUUGUAAAGGUUGGAGGGGUGAAAUAUCCUGACAUGUUGAGUUUUUGGUUGAACAGAAAUAUGAGCCUUAGUGAGUGUAAAGCUGAGUGCUUGAAAAACUGCAGUUGCACUGCGUAUGCGAAUCCAUUCAUUACUAAUGGAGGAAGCGGCUGUUUGAUGUGGUUCAAUGAACUCAUUGACACCAAGGAACUUUCUGCAGCAGAUAGCAAGCAGAACAUCUAUAUCCGCAUGCCAGUUUCUGAACUAGAUUUGAGCACAGGUUUAGAGGAUGAGAAGGAGAAUAAAAGGCCUAUGAAGUUAAUACUGAUAUCAAUGGCUUCUGGUGUUUUCAUCUCGGCCUUUAUCAAUGGAGGCAUACUUUUUAUGGCAAGACUAAAGAGGCAAGUAAAAAGUAAAAAUGAGGACCUAGAAUUAACUGUCAUCAAAAUGGAGACUAUUGUGCAAGCAACAAAUAAUUUCUCAACGGAAAACAUGAUUGGGGUUGGAGGAUUUGGUCCUGUUUACAAGGGGAACAUGCCAUCUGGAGAAGAAAUCGCUGUCAAAAGAUUGUCAAGAUCCUCACACCAAGGUCUUGAAGAGUUCAGAAAUGAAGUUAUGGUGAUUGCAAAACUCCAACACAAAAACCUCGUCAAACUUUUAGGAUGUUGCAUUGAAGAAGACGAGAGGAUGCUAAUAUACGAAUACCUAGAGAAUAAAAGCCUUGAUCUUCUUGUUUUUGAUGAUGGUCGGAAAACAGUUUUGACAUGGCCUAUGCGUUAUGACAUUAUUAUGGGGAUUGCAAGGGGACUGCUAUAUCUCCAUCAUGAUUCCAGAUUAAAGAUUAUUCAUAGGGAUCUAAAAACGAGCAAUAUUUUACUGGACAGACAUUUAACUCCGAAAAUUUCAGAUUUUGGGCUAGCCAGAAUUUUCGAAGAGGAUCAGGCUCUAGCUCGAACAAAAAGGGUUAUAGGGACAUUUGGAUACAUGGCUCCUGAGUAUGCAAUUGAUGGGAAAUACUCAGUGAAAUCUGACAUCUUUGGUCUUGGAGUGGUUUUGCUGGAGAUUAUUAGUGGAAAAAAGAACAGAGGGUAUGAAGACACCAAUCACAAUGUUAACCUGUUGGGCCAUGCAUGGUUGCUUUGGAAAGAAAACAAGUGUUUGGAGUUGAUGGAUGGAUGUUUGAGGAAGACAUUUAGGGAGUGUGAAGUGAAGAGAUGCAUUCAAGUGGGGUUAUUAUGCGUUCAAAAAUAUGCGGAUGAUAGGCCUAUCAUGUCAUUAGUAGUGUCAAUGUUAGGAUCUAAUGCCGCAGUUUUGCCUGAACCAAAAGAGCCUGGAUUUUUUAUUCAAAGAAGUUCAAGCCCACCCGGAAGUUCUACAUCACCAAGUUUUAAGUCAGAGAAUACAAUCACUAUUACAGACUUGGAGGCCAGAUGAGAUCCCCAGUGUCUUCUGCUCUCUAUCUAUCUUUUUCUUUAUCUAUUUGAGUGGGGGAGAGAUUUCUGGUGACUCAGAAAUUUGCAAUCUUUAUUUUAUGUAUACAUUUGUAUAUAAAUGGGUAAUGGAUUCGUUA
Messenger RNA from Salvia splendens (bonfire salvia), 2706 nucleotides. RefSeq names its product G-type lectin S-receptor-like serine/threonine-protein kinase At4g27290. Gene Ontology annotation, molecular function: protein serine/threonine kinase activity; ATP binding. Bases 111 to 2570 code for a protein of 819 amino acids. The transcript has 7 exons. NCBI's taxonomy places the organism in Eukaryota, Viridiplantae, Streptophyta, Magnoliopsida, Lamiales, Lamiaceae. Gene Ontology annotation, biological process: protein phosphorylation; recognition of pollen. The record is from RefSeq and is a predicted model, not a curated record. Gene Ontology annotation, cellular component: plasma membrane.